This is a messenger RNA of Acanthaster planci (crown-of-thorns starfish), 2804 nucleotides long. RefSeq names its product neurotrypsin-like. NCBI's taxonomy places the organism in Eukaryota, Metazoa, Echinodermata, Asteroidea, Valvatida, Acanthasteridae. Gene Ontology annotation, cellular component: membrane. The record is from RefSeq and is a predicted model, not a curated record.
CCGACGCUAACAUACCUGGCACAAUACUCGAAAAGUAUUUAAAGCCGUAAGCGACGGUUCUCGACUUCAGUGCCUACGUCAGUUUCCCAGAUUGGUUGGGUUUACAAGCUGCAGUGACCUUCGUGUAAACGUUGCACUCAGUCAGACACCGCGUUCAUUUCCAGUAUGACGGCACCUCCCUACAUUCUAACAGCGUUGGCGGUCAUAGUACUAAUUGGAACAUGUUUUUCUCAUCCAAUCGACACUGGACCGGGGCAAGUCAGAAGAUCGUCCGUGCCUUGCGUAAGUGGUCCGCUGGGAAUGGAAAGCGGAGCCAUUGAGGACAGCAGAAUAACGGCGUCCUCUUUUUACGACAGUAGGUUUCCUCCACGCAUCGCUCGGCUUAAUGCUGGCAACGAGGGAUGGAUACCAAGCGCUCCAGCUGACCAGUGGAUCCAGAUUGAUCUUAGUAGACAUGUAGCAGUCACAGGGGUGGUGAUUCAGGGAGAUGGCCGCGGUUUAAAUCGGUACGUUACUGCAUUUACUGUGCAGUACAGCGCGAGUGGCGAUUCAGAUUGGCACGGAGUACUUGAUGCAGACGGAGACAUUAGGUUUGGCGUAAGCACUGGACAAUCAACAAAUGUGACGUUCCCCGUGGUUCUGAUGGCAAGGUAUCUUCGUUUAUUGCCUCAGGCCUGGACAACUUCAGUUUACAGAGUCAGGCUCGAAGUGCUGGGGUGUAGAGUCUCGGAUGGAACUAUUAUGUUAAUCGGCGGUGAUGACGCCCUCAGCGACCGUGUGGAGAUCUACCACGAGGCUACACUCUCCUGGGGUGCAGUCUGUUCCAACGGCUGGGAUCUAACCGACGCCCAUAUCGCCUGCCGCCAACACCACCCGUUCCUAGAGGCAGUUCAAGCUGGGGCGAGCUCGGCAGAGACUGACCUCCCGAUCGUCAUGAACCAAGUCGCCUGUAAAGGCACGGAGAAUCGCCUGGUGGACUGUCCGUUUAUUUGCACCGAAUAUCAGCAGUGUAACAGCUCUCAUGUCGCCACGGUGGUUUGCCGACCCAAAAUGAACACUGUUCGCUUGGUGGGAGGUUCCAACAACUCCAGCGGUCGCGUGGAGGUGUACCGUAACAACACCUGGGGAAGCAUUUGUGACAAUGACUGGGACAUCAACGACGCUGCUGUGGUCUGUCGUAUGUUGGGCUUCCCCGGUGCAGAGGCCGCCAAAGCCGGUGCUUACUUCGGUCAGGGCAGUGGUCCUGUCCACAUGGACGGUGUGGCGUGCACUGGAUCAGAGGGCAACUUCGGUGACUGCCCAUCUUCGUGCUGGAAGGAGCCCCAAUGCAGCCACAGUCAAGAUGCCUGUGUCAUCUGUCAAAGUGGCUAAAGAUAAGUGCAUUUCUUCAGAGUUCAACGUCCUGUUCAACGUGGGACUAUUUUUGAAGUGUAUGCAGUUUGCAUGUUUAGACUGUGCGUUGAAUUUAUUCAAGCCUACAAUGUUUUGGACGUUUUAAAUAUCUCCUCCCGAAAACAUGGUAUAACAAUUUUAGUGUAAACUUUAUUGAUGAAUCCAGAGUCUGUAUUGAGCUAAAAUGUUCUUCCAGAGAAUAAUUUUACCGUCAUUUAACCACGGUUUUAAUUAAAUCAGUGGGCUUUCUCUGGUUAGGACCAAUCUCAAUUUUUGAAAAGACGUAAUUGUUGCUUACGUAUAUGAGGUUCAUCGCUAUACAUUAAUCACAAGCUGUUUAACAUUCCAUUAAGUUUGCUCAUUCUACAUUAAAAAGUAAAACUUUUCGAAUUUAUUUCUGCUACCAUGAGUACGAAAAGCACCUUUAUGUGUUUACUGCUUUUCUUUAUUUAUUAAAAUUUAUUAACAAAAUCAUAGUUGUUUACCGUCUGAGAUUAACAAUAAUUGCUGUUGGUUAAGUCCUACAGAGAAGCAUCAAUAACUCUUACACAAUGUUGUAACAGUGUAAUCUUUCGAGAGUGUCGUACAGAUUUUUCUAAAAGUAACUGACCAUGUAUUAUUGGGUGAGUGCCACAGAGGGAGCUGUUUAUACACAGAGUUGUGACGUGAUUGUCUCAAUCGUUGGAACCAAAAUGGAUGAUUGUGCAUUACUAUACGUGAAUAAUUAGCACACAAUCGCUGCAUGGUGUUCCUGCUCACAUAAUGAAUAGCCAUUUUGGUCCAAAGUCUUAGUUGGCGCUAAUUUCUCUAUACACAAGCUGUUGACCCUCGUGUUUUGUUUUGUUUCGGGGGGGGUUGGGUUUUUUCCUCCAAGUUUGUAACCAGGGACAGUUACCCUAGCUAAACGUUGAGCUUUAUUACCAUUAUCACCAUUGUUUAUUAUUGUUGUCAAUUCGUUAGGCUACUUAGCUUUAGUAUAUCGUUGUUACAUUUAAGUGACUGAAUAAGUUCGACUUUAUAGCUUAUAAACAGUUUUACAAGCUUUUUAUUCGCAAUGAAAUUGCAACACCGAACCUUGUUAUUUGAAACCUUGAAAUGUAAUUAAUUUACAGUCUUAACACUCAUGGCGUAUUGUUUUAUUCAUUUUCCAGUGAUUUGCCGUUUGUGGGGAACGAUAGUUAUAUCUAUGUCCGAUCUUAGCAUUUAUGUCUACGACAAGUUAUAAAAGCUCAUUUUUUCUACAGUGGCUGAAAACAUUGCCCCUCUCCCCAUUUUCUGUAAUCACGUGUAAUAUGUGAGUAAUAAAAAAGACGUCUGAGCAAUGACCAGGACAUGUACGGUGCUUGAAAUAGUUUGCAAUCCAAAAUUUAAUGUGAAGAAAGCUAUCCUAGAAUAUACAUCUUUACAUCUUA